AGGAGGGGCAGUGGAGAGGGCGAUGGCGGGGGUGGCGGUCGGGAAGGGUGGGAUGAGCAUGGGAGGAGGAGGGGCCAGAUGGUGGGUCCACCGCUCUUCAUAUCUUCCGAGAAGUCGACUUUGGAGACCAGCGGGCAGGAUUCCCAACACCUUCACCAACUUCAUCAGCAUCAUCAGCCACAGCGGAUGGGUGCACAGCAUGGGUCACGACCCAUGGGUCAUCGCCACCUUGACCCCCGGGUCGCCCAGCUGUUGGUAGACCGCACGGUUCAGCUGUCACAGAGCUACAGCCCUCGUCAAAUGGCCCAAAUGCUGCAGCUGCUAUUCCUACGGUUGGACUGCUACUCCUCAGCUCCUGCUGCUGCACCUGCUCCUGCUAUUAUUACUACUCACCUCAGUCCUGAUGCCGGCCUUGCAGCGCUACAACAGAUCUUGUACGGCAAUGCCGUAUACCUCGAACGUCUCGCGGGCAGGAGUGCCGUACAGCUACGGCAGCAACAGCAGCCGCAGCAGCAGGGGCGUCAGAUUCGACGGCGUCUGACGUCACGACGCCUGCGGGAUGCCGUACGUGAGUUGGGCGCAGCGGCGCUUGAGUCCGUGAAGACGUUGGCGGCGGCGGGGGCGGGGGCAGGGACAGGGGAAGAGACGGAGGCUGGGGGGAGUAGGGGCAGGGGAUGGGGUAGGGGUAGGUUGGGUGACGAGGGGGCUGCUGCGCUGCUGCCUCGGCGGUGGUGGCGGGUGUAUUUAGCUGUGAUGGAGGUGGCGGUGGGGGAGGAGGAGGAGUGAGAGCUUAGAAAGAGAGUUAGGCUAGCGGUAGCUGAGCGGUGAGGUGAGGAUCCUAGGUAGGUUGCGGCAUGUAGGGAGUGCUACCUGUAUUAGAGGGGCGGGGUGUAAUAGGCCAUGCAUAUUGCAGCAUGCAGCAGCGGGGAGCGUUGUGGGUGCAGGAACACACGGGUGCAGGGAAGGCUAUUACAUGCAUCGGAAGCACCAGCCUGCAUGUCGACGACACGGUGAAAUGUGUUCCCAUGACGUGCUAGCUAGCAGUGCAGCUGUCUAGGGGUGUAGAAAGCGGUAGGUGUGCUGCAGGGACCGUCGAGACCGUGACGAGGCACAAAGUGGCCGGUGCAUGAAUGACCGUUACAGUGGUUGUUGGGCAGUCACAUCAACAUGUGAUUACCAUCACUACUACUAUUACUACCCCCACUACCACGAAAUCCUCCGGACACCUCCCUUUACAAUGGCC
Astrephomene gubernaculifera is the source of this 1243-nucleotide messenger RNA. The record is from the annotation of a GenBank genome assembly. NCBI's taxonomy places the organism in Eukaryota, Viridiplantae, Chlorophyta, Chlorophyceae, Chlamydomonadales, Astrephomenaceae.